UAUUCAGACGGAGUAGCCUAAGCCUAAGCCUAAGCCUAAGCCCAAGCCUAAGCCUAAGCCUAAGCCUAAGCCUAAGCCCCUAAGCCUAAGCCCAAGCCUAAGCCUAAGCCUAAGCCUAAGCCUAAGCCUAAGCCUAAGCCUAAGCCUAAGCCUAAGCCUAAGCCUAAGCCUAAGCCUAAGCCUAAGCCUAAGCCUAAGCCUAAGCCUAAGCCUAAGCCUAAGCCUAAGCCUGCCUAAGCCUAAGCCUAAGCCUAAGCCUAAGCCUAAGCCUAAGCCUAAGCCUAAGCCUAAGCCUAAGCCUAAGCCUAAGCCUAAGCCUAAGCCUAAGCCUAAGCCUAAGCCUAAGCCUAAGCCUAAGCCUAAGCCUAAGCCUAAGCCUAAGCCUAAGCCUAAGCCUAAGCCUAAGCCUAAGCCUAAGCCUAAGCCUAAGCCUAAGCCUAAGCCUAAGCCUGGCCUAAGCCUAAGCCUAAGCCUAAGCCUAAGCCUAAGCCUAAGCCUAAGCCUAAGCCUAAGCCUAAGCCUAAGCCUAAGCCUAAGCCUAAGCCUAAGCCUAAGCCUAAGCCUAAGCCUAAGCCUAAGCCUAAGCCUAAGCCUAAGCCUAAGCCUAAGCCUAAGCCUAAGCCUAAGCCUAAGCCUAAGCCUAAGCCUAAGCCUAAGCCUAAGCCUAAGCCUAAGCCUAAGCCUAAGCCUAAGCCUAAGCCUAAGCCUAAGCCUAAGCCUAAGCCUAAGCCUAAGCCUAAGCCUAAGCCUAAGCCUAAGCCUAAGCCUAAGCCUAAGCCUAAGCCUAAGCCUAAGCCUAAGCCUAAGCCUAAGCCUAAGCCUAAGCCUAAGCCUAAGCCUAAGCCUAAGCCUAAGCCUAAGCCUAAGCCUAAGCCUAAGCCUAAGCCUAAGCCUAAGCCUAAGCCUAAGCCUAAGCCUAAGCCUAAGCCUAAGCCUAAGCCUAAGCCUAAGCCUAAGCCUAAGCCUAAGCCUAAGCCUAAGCCUAAGCCUAAGCCUAAGCCUAAGCCUAAGCCUAAGCCUAAGCCUAAGCCUAAGCCUAAGCCUAAGCCUAAGCCUAAGCCUAAGCCUAAGCCUAAGCUCUAA
Bursaphelenchus xylophilus (pine wood nematode) is the source of this 1083-nucleotide messenger RNA. Lineage: Eukaryota; Metazoa; Nematoda; Chromadorea; Rhabditida; Aphelenchoididae. The record is from the annotation of a GenBank genome assembly.